Messenger RNA from Zophobas morio, 1229 nucleotides. Its product is annotated as gustatory receptor for sugar taste 64f-like. The coding region runs from base 6 to 1229 and encodes 407 amino acids. Gene Ontology annotation, biological process: sensory perception of chemical stimulus; detection of chemical stimulus involved in sensory perception of taste. The record is from RefSeq and is a predicted model, not a curated record. Gene Ontology annotation, cellular component: membrane. Gene Ontology annotation, molecular function: taste receptor activity. Lineage: Eukaryota; Metazoa; Arthropoda; Insecta; Coleoptera; Tenebrionidae. The transcript has 6 exons.
CAGACAUGGCACUCACAAUAGAGCCGGAUCCCACCCUGGCCUACCCCCAACACAGCUUCCACGAAAGCUUCUCCUUCGUGAUAGUGUUCGGGCAGUUCUUCGGCAUCAUGCCUCUCUACGGCAUGACCAGAAAAAACAUACAAGACGUCCAGUUCAAGUGGAAGUCCUUCCGCUUCCUCUACGCCUGCUACAACAUCGCUGGGGCCUUCGUAAUGGGAGCAUUUUGCAUCCUCAAGUUCGCCCUCCACGGCUUGAUGCUGGAUCAAGCAGGUCCCACGUCCUUCUACAUCCUCAAUUUCUGCGGCGCCGUCCAGUUCAUAGUCCUGGCUAAGAACUGGUCCAACGUGCUCAAGGAGUGGUCCUUGAUGGAGAUGUCCAUGCGGGGCUACGGCUCCGUGGUCACCAUGAAGCGACGCCACAUGAUAAUGACCACGGUGGUGAUGACUCUAGCCCUCGCUGAGCACCUACUCUUCAUAGGCAACGCCUUCACCAUGGGGCAACACUGCGGCAACUUCAGCCUGGAUUCCUCUGACGAAAUCUACUUCGAGCUAGCUUUCCCGUCGGUUUUCAAAGUCAUCGAAUACUCCCCUUGGAAGGCCUUCUUCGUCGAGUUGGCGAACGUCAUCAGCACCGUCACUUGGAACUACACCGACCUCUUCAUCAUGCUAAUCAGUUGCUCUCUAGCGGCUCGCUUCGCUCAAAUUAAUCGCAGACUUAAGACAAAUCGGGUCAUGCACGAGAAAUUCUGGAAGGAAAUCCGCGAGGAUUAUAGCAAAGUGGCUCAUUUGGUGCAAGUUGUGGAUAAACAUCUAGCGGCUUUGGUCACCAUCUCCUUCUUUAACAACGCCUUCUUUCUUUGCGUGCAGUUGUACAAUAGUUUGAAGAUUCGGUCUACUCCAGUGGAGACUAUUUAUUAUUUUUAUUCGUUUGGGUUUCUGGUGGCUAGGACUAUAGCGGUGACGCUGUAUGGGGCUUGGAUUAACGAUGAGAGUAGGAAGCCACUUGAAGUUCUUCAUUCGAUUCCAUCGGAAUAUUACUGUGAAGAGAUUGCUCGCAUGAUUCACCAAAUUAACGCUUCGCCUGUUGGGAUAACAGGAUCGAGAUUUUUUAUGAUAACUAGAAGCUUUCUCCUAAAGAUGGCCUCAACCAUUGUCACAUUCGAACUAAUGUUCCUCCAGUUCGGUCCCUUAGUGCGCCCAGGCUCAACAACAUCAGAGUGCGUAAUUUAG